Molecule: messenger RNA, 1078 nt
Organism: Paramecium tetraurelia
Lineage: Eukaryota; Ciliophora; Oligohymenophorea; Peniculida; Parameciidae
Exons: 5
Biological process (GO): protein phosphorylation; regulation of cytokinesis; mitotic spindle organization
Cellular component (GO): chromosome passenger complex; spindle midzone; spindle pole centrosome
Molecular function (GO): protein kinase activity; ATP binding
Source: RefSeq, a predicted model, not a curated record
AGAUAGUAGUUUAGAACUACAACAAAGUUUGAUCAAUAAAUAAAGAAUAUCAAAAUGAGAUUGCAAUCAGCUCUUACUCAACUCAUCAUAUAAUCAGGAUAAAUAAAAUAAAGUUGCUAAUCCAGAUCCAAUCAUACAGAAAUCAAAUCCUCCUUUAAUAAUAUCUCACAAUAGCAGAUCAAUUGAGAAGAAGGACAAACCUGCCUUAAGGCAAUGUGCAUCUAAAUCCCCUAUUCGCACUCCUGAUACUGCAGAAUGUCCGUCUCCGAUUUCCACCUUUUCAAAUAAUUCAACUCUCAGAAUGCAAUUAAAAUAAGCAGAACUCCUCAGUCCCAAAUAUUAAAACAUAUCUGAUAGAUUUCAAAUUGGAAAGUUCUUGGGCAAAGGAAAAUUCAGUGAUGUCUUUUAAGCAUAAGAGAAGACUUCAAAAGUAUUAAUUGCUCUGAAAGUGAUCCAGAAAACUGCUAUUAGUAAGUAUAAAAUAGAAGAUUAAUUGGCUCAUGAGAUUAAAAUACAAAGCUAUUUGAGUCAUCCUAACAUCUUAAAACAUUAUGGAGUGUUCUAAGAAUAAACUAAAAUUGUAUUAAUACUUGAAUAUGCACCAGAUGGAGAACUAUAUAAAUUAUUAAAAAACAGCCAAAUCGUAGAUUUACUGAAAAUAAAGCUGGAAAUUACAUUGCUUAAAUUAGAUAUAAAACCUGAAAAGAUCUUAAUUAGUCUAUAAUUCUUAAAAAUUGCAGAUUUUGGUUUAGCAACUUAUUCUCCUGAAUCAAAACCAAGGCAAUCCUUCUGCGGAACUAUAGAUUAUAUGUGUCCAGAAAUAGCCUCAGGAUAGGAUUAUGAUCAUUCUGUUGAUCUGUGGUCUAUUGGAAUAUUGGCAUAUGAAUUAACCAUCGGAACUACUCCAUUUUAUUAAUCAUCCAAAGAAGAUACUAUGAGAAAAAUUAUAGAAGGCAGAGUUGACUUUCCGAAAUAUGUUUCAAAUGAAUUAUAGGAUUUUACUAAAAGCUGUUUGAGAAAGAUCCUUAAUAAAGAAUUAGAUUAGAGUAAAUGGCUAUACACAAAUGGAUAUAAAUGA